AGUCAUAAUAUCACCCACUCCAAACAUAACCUCCUAAGUCAAAAAUUUCUUCCUUGUAUUUUGUCAUCUUUUAAAAAAAAAAAUUAAAAGAAUAAAAAAUACAAUGGAAGAAACAAUGGUCUUAGUUGUAGGAGCCGGUCCUGCAGGACUUGGUAUUGCAGCAUGUUUACGCCACAAAGCUAUUCCUUACAUUGUCCUUGAGAGGGAAGAUUGUUGUGCUUCUCUUUGGAAGAAACGCGCUUAUGAUCGUUGCCAUCUUCAUCUUGCAAAAGAGUUUUGCUCCUUACCUUUGAAACCCCAUGCACCAGACGCUAAUAAGUACAUGGGUAAGCAUGAUUUUAUUAAGUACAUUGAUGAGUAUGUGGAAGAGUUUGAAAUUUCGCCACGUUACCAUCAUGCUGUUGAAUCUGCUUCCUUUGAUGAGAAUAAUGGGAAAUGGGUAGUUGAAGCUAGGCACACUAAAAACAAGGUGACGAAAACUUUCGUCGCUAGUUUUUUGAUUGUUGCAUCAGGUGAAAAUGGCAAGGGUUACAUCCCUGAUAUCCCCGGGUUGAAUGAUUUUAAAGGAGAUUUCAUGCAUUCGAGUGAGUAUAAGUCUGGUCGAGAGUUUCAAGACAAGGAUGUUUUGGUCGUGGGAUGUGGUAAUUCUGGGAUGGAAAUUAGCUACGAUUUAUGCAACUCUGGAGCUAACACCUCAAUUGUUAUUAGAAAUCCGGUUCAUGUGGUGGGCAGAGAAAUGGUAUUUGUGGGAAUGCAUUUGAUCAAAUACUUCAGUCUUUCAACAGUAGAUGCUCUAGUCAGUUUGGCUAGCAAAUUGAUGUACGGGGAUUUGUCUAAGUACGGUAUUAUCCGACCAAAGGAAGGCCCGUUUUCCCUAAAGGUUAAUAAGGGUAGGAGCCCCGUUCUCGAUGUUGGUACUAUCGCCAAAAUCCAAUCCGGGGAUAUUAAGGUUUUACCAGGAAUAGAGUGUAUUAAUAAGAGUACAGUAGUGUUUGAAGAUAAAGUUGAGUUAGACUUUGACGCAAUAAUAUUUGCAACCGGGUUUAAAAGCACGGCUUGUGAAUGGCUUAAGGAUUAUGACUAUAUACUAAAAGGCGAUGGAUUUCCAAAGAACCGUUUCCCAAACCACUGGAAAGGAAAGAAUAAAUUGUAUUGUGCUGGACUAUCAAGAAUGGGAAUACAAGGUGCAACAAAGGAUGCCAUAGCCAUUACGGAUGAUAUUGAGAUGGUUUUAGGAAGUAUGUAUUACCAGUGACCGAGUUCUAACUAAGUUAGUACUCGUAUAUGUCCUAGUUGCUAGUCUUAAGUUUUCUUUGAGAUGUUGUUGUUUAAGGGCAAUUAAGCGUAAGCUUCAAUGUGGUGUAAACAUGUUCGAUCAGGCUCCUAUAUACAUACAUUAGUAUGGAUUGGGGUGAAUCAAUAAAACUUAUAUUAUUAAAUUCA
Messenger RNA from Spinacia oleracea (spinach), 1443 nucleotides. Its product is annotated as probable indole-3-pyruvate monooxygenase YUCCA10. Gene Ontology annotation, molecular function: NADP binding; flavin adenine dinucleotide binding; N,N-dimethylaniline monooxygenase activity. The record is from RefSeq and is a predicted model, not a curated record. The coding region runs from base 104 to 1255 and encodes 383 amino acids. NCBI's taxonomy places the organism in Eukaryota, Viridiplantae, Streptophyta, Magnoliopsida, Caryophyllales, Amaranthaceae. The transcript is spliced from 4 exons.